UCUGUGAGUUGUCAUCGCGUGGGCAGGUCCUCCAUGGACGUGCUCCUCACACGAGGGGGAUCACUCGUCCUCUCCCGCAGCAACUUGCGUAAAUUGCUUUAUAAGCCACACACAUGAGUUAACCACUACGCUGGUGAAAGUUUGAGGAAUGGCGCGUUUCCUAGUAUCGCGAGUUUAGCUCUUCGGGCGCUGCUGCUAACCCCGGAAGCAACCGCGUUAGGUUAGCUAACUGCUAAAACUGCAACAAAUGAACUAAAGUCUUUAUUUUGAGUCACGUUCACUUGAUGUAAGCUGCAGCCUGACGUCUGUGUUCAUGUAAACAGUCGCUUCGGGGUCUCGUUUAUCGUCUCCAGCCUUCAAUGAAUGGGCGCUAGUAGCGUUAGCUCGUUAGCUAGUCGCCAUUAGCUAGCAGUUGUUUUGAAACCUAUCUGUGUUUAGUCUUAAAUUAAAAUGUCCGCGGAGACCCGGAGGAGCUGGAUGUUGACCGGGGCCACGGUCGCUUGUGUCACCGCGCUGUAUGUGCCCUGUGUCCAGAGGACGGUCCCCGGGGGAGACUCAGGAGAGCUGAUCACCACUGCUUGUGAGCUGGGGGUGGCUCAUCCUCCAGGAUACCCUCUCUUCACCCUGCUAGCUCGCCUGGCUAUGUUUUUCCUGCCAUCCCUCUCUCCAGCCCACAGCGUCAACCUGAUGAGUAGUCUGCUUGGGGCGGCAGCUUGUGGUGCCCUCUGCAUUACUGUCUGCAGGUUGGCUGGUCCUGGCCCUGGAGCAGUGCUGACUGGAGGCCUGUUUGCAGUGUCCAGGCUGAGCUGGCAGUGGUCCAUGGUGGCAGAGGUCUUCACCCUCAACAACCUUUUUGUUGGUCUGCUCUUCUUCUCCAUCGCCAGCUUCCACUGUGCUCAAGACACCAAGAAAAGGUCGAAGAUUGCACAUUGGGGGGCGCUAUGCUGUGGCUUGGGGCUCUGUAACCAACACACCCUGGUGCUGUAUAUACUGGUCAUCAUUCCCUGGGUCUUUCUCAGACUCUACUCUCAUCAGGAGCUGUCAUUACGUGUCGUUGUAUCUCUGGGAGUGUGUUUCCUCGCUGGCUUUCUGCCGUACAUCUACCUGCCCGUCUCCUCCUACCUCAACACAGCCCGCUGGAGCUGGGGCGAUCAGACUAGUCUGUCAGGCCUGCUGACCCACUUACUGAGGGCUGAAUACGGCACCUUCAGCCUGGCAAAGACUGAGAGCUCUGUGAACAUCACCACUAUGCUACAGGCCCAGAUGGACCACUGCCUUGCAGACCUCUCCAUUCCCGUUUUGGUGCUGGCAGGAACAGGCCUUCUCCUCUCCAUGCAGGACAGGACGUGUCGCUCAGUGUCCUGGCUGUUUGCUGCCAUGUUGGUGGUCUACUCACUGUUUUUUGCUUGGAGAGCAAACCUGGACAUCAGGAGACCCCUGCUGCUCGGAGUGGUUGAGCGUUUCUGGCUGCAGAGUGAUGCCGCAGUGUGUGUGCUGGCAGGCCUCGGCUUGAGGCAGACUCUCACCGAGCUGGAGAGGAGGCUGGGCCUUGGGCGGGUGUGGAAGACCACAGGCUGGGUCCUCACCGUGGCUCUGCUGGGACAAAUGCUGCACAACAAUCACAGGGAGUGUGAUCAGAGCAUGAACAGUGUGGUGGAGAGGUUCGGCAGGGAGCUUUUGGGCUCUGUACCAAAAGACUCGAUCAUCCUGACGAGAGGAGAUCUGCCUGGAAACUCCCUGCGCUACUUAUACUACUGCCAGGGUGUACGGCCUGAUGUCCGACUGGUUGACCAGGAGAUGAUGACAUACGCUUGGUAUGUGGCCAAGCUAGGGCAGCACCACCCAGGGAUCCACUUCCCCGGCCGCUGGUGGGACCCGGUGCACCCUGAGGAGAAAGACACCUUCAAUCUGGAACAGUUUCUGUCCCACAACACGCAGAGGGAUGUUUUCGCCUGCAUUGGGCUGCCCGAUGGAGACCCGAGCUGGGAAAGUAGCUUCACUCGCUGGCCCAUGGGUGUGUGUGAAUAUUUGGUGCCAAUUCAGAGGCAGUUUGACCCUGAAGAGUGGGUUCAACACACGAGCAACGUCUACAACUGGAGCGAGCCACACAACAGUUUCCAUCCAGCAUCCUGGGAGCGUGUCGCUAAUGAGGAGAUGUGGCAAGCCAGGAUGAAGACGGCUUUCUUUCUGUUUGACCUGGCAGAAAGAAUGCAGGGAGAGGGGAGAGCUCGCCUCUUUGAGCUGUCUUACACUCUGUAUAAGGAGAUUGUGGAGGCCCACUCACACUACCCUCCAAACUGGGACAAGAACUUGGCACUGGCCUGUGAGAGGUUGCUCCGCUCGGGUCACCGCGGCUACACUCCAGACAGCCUGCUGACCUGCAGUACACAGCACUUCAGGCUCUACUUGGAGAAGGAACCCACAGAUCCCCAGGCUCCCGCCAUACGCUCGGCCAUUACUCACCUGCUCAGAGAGAGAGACGGCCUCGGCCAGAGCCGGAGGCAAACCCAAUGAUGAGAUCCAGGGAGACCUACGUGGAGCUGUCACACUGAGGGUGUGCUGUGAGCCCAGGCAAAGUGUGAGGGAAUGGGGAUGAAGUCUGGACCAAUGUGCCUCUUGUGAUGGUUAUAAGAUGGAUAGACUGAUGGAGAGGCGUGGACUUGGACAAACUGGACUAACAAGUACUGAUCUCCUGUUUUCUAGUUUGUUGUAGAACAGAAGGAUGGAGUGAAAAGGACUGAACCAUGGUUCAUUUGAUGACUGUUUAACAGUUGACUCGGGACAAAGCUUGACUUCAGGAAGCCUCGACUGACCCCAAUCAAGCUGUGCGUGCUCCCCCUAAACUCACCAUUCGAUUGCUUUAUCGUUACAUCUCGUUCUUUUUUUUUUCCCUCUCCUCUCUUCUGGUGAUUAUUUAGCCUCAGCUGCUGCUCUACUUCUCUUUUUCCACAUUAGGAUGGCGAGGCCAAGAUUGAGGGAAACCCAAUUUGGGGGCAGAAAUGGGGGAUUAGAGCCGUUGUUUAAUCUCGGACAGACUUGUGCUAUGCCACAGAGUCCUCACUACACACUAACAACACGACCCACCCGCCUGCUUGCCCACCCUUCAAUUCAAUCCAUCAGUUUAUCUUAGAUGGUCCUUGAAAUGUUUUAUAACUAAUGGAUUCUAUGAGUGUUUUUUUUCUCUCUCUCUUCCUUCCUAACCAGAGGGCUAUAAUCCCCCAUGGAUUUAAAUGAAAUGUGAAAUGUCACAAUGCCAGGGACCCUUUUAGAGGUGUGUGUGUGUUUGUGUGUGCGCUCAUGUUUGCAUGUGUGUUGAUCUGUGUUUUCAUGUCUACAUGUAUGCGUGUGUGAACAUGCUUAAAUCUCCACCCGAGCCCUUUUCCUGCCAGAACUGAAUAUAAACGUAGUCGAUAAACAGAUUGGGACACUGAAAAGCAAAGUGCUUUGAUCAUCAUGCAUAGGAGAACCAAAUCAGGCACACUCCAGGGACACAUGUAGAAACGCACGACUGUCAGCUCUCAGAAAAAUGGACUCUUUGCUCUGUGUUUACUUGUAAGACAGUGAUCACGCAAACUCAGCGAACGGACCAGAAUCGCUUGUCUUUGACGUGCAGUCAUGAUCACAAACCUUACGUUCAGGUGAAUACUGGUGCUGAUGCUAAUAAGCCUUGUGGCGUGAAAUGUGUCAAGCAGAGGUCAGCCCGGUGCGUUGCUGUAAGCUGUAUAAAACACUGCUGAAGGAGCCUGCUGUCUGAGAUACCACUAGAAAGCAAAGGACAGCAAGUGCAUGUGUAGUUUUCUCAGAAUGUAAUCUGGCCUUUCUGUUUGCAGGCCUGGUUAGCAGCUGUCAGCUGGCUGGAUGAUGAGAUUCAACCUGCUGCAGCACAGAUGGUUUGGUUUUGUCAUAAAAAAGGGAAAACUGUCACUCUGCUUUCUAAAGAUUAAGAUUUUACAAUAAAGACUUGUUUCUAUUUUUAUAUAUUAUGGACCCCGUUCCAUGGUAGACUGCCUUUUGGGGAACAAAUAUUGAUCAUAUUUGUUAAAUUAAAAUUAAAAUCAGAGUAUU
Molecule: messenger RNA, 4065 nt
Organism: Paralichthys olivaceus (Japanese flounder)
Lineage: Eukaryota; Metazoa; Chordata; Actinopteri; Pleuronectiformes; Paralichthyidae
Gene: tmem260
Product: transmembrane protein 260
Source: RefSeq, a predicted model, not a curated record